Molecule: messenger RNA, 3092 nt
Organism: Synchiropus splendidus (mandarinfish)
Lineage: Eukaryota; Metazoa; Chordata; Actinopteri; Syngnathiformes; Callionymidae
Gene: hnrnpk
Product: heterogeneous nuclear ribonucleoprotein K
Exons: 16
Coding region: 1132-2430 (432 amino acids)
Biological process (GO): regulation of mRNA splicing, via spliceosome; regulation of transcription by RNA polymerase II
Cellular component (GO): cytoplasm; nucleus
Molecular function (GO): mRNA binding
Source: RefSeq, a predicted model, not a curated record
GCAUUUUUUGGAUCUGGAAAGAGAACAUUUGACAAUUCAUUCAAGGUGAUCGCUCCAUUCUAUCAGAAAACACGUGCCCAAAACUUCACUGCAAAGGACAGAACUUGGACGGUAAGAACUGUUUAGGGGAGAAGUAUUCAGUGUUUGUCAUGUUUCUUGCCUGUUGGUUGACUUGCUGCUGGGACAGACGACCAGUGCCCCCAGCUUCCUCCAGCAGCCACUCCACACAGGCUUCCAGCCAGGCAAAAGGCACCUGGACUUGCCAGGAGGAUUGCAGCCAGGCUUGUGUAGCAUGAACCAUUACUUCUGGAGCCAUUGGUGACCAAACGCUGUUUUCUGUCAGUCACACAACUUUGCUCCUGAAGUCAUGUACUGUAUGCGACAGUAGCACCACUAACCUUCUAAGACAGUGAACAUAUUUGAUGCUACUGAGAUAUCUAUACUAUGUAUACAAUACAUGUCCUUAUUUAUGAAAUUACUUUAUUUAGCUGUUGACUUCAGACCCCCUUUAAGGACUUGGUUUGCUUCGACUUGUUCGUAAGCAUGGCAUCAGCGGAGAAUCUGGUCUGGCAUCUGUCAAGAAAAAUGAAAACGACCGUCAAAGGAAGAUGAAACAACGUGAAUGCAGUAGAGUCUCUGAAGAUAAAUAUUUGUCUUCAUGGCGGAACUCAGGAAGGCGCCAAAACCAUUCUAUUUACGCUCUAACAUAUUCCACACAGGAAACUUUGGUCAGUCCGUUUCAAGCUUGUAUGACUAGCAGGAACGUGAAGACAACAAUCGUGAACACCCGAUUAAAGAUACCUUAUAAACGGGAAUUUCUUGAACAGCUUGAUAUUUUUCAACAGUCGCUGUAACCGGAAGGAGGGUAUGUAUUUGCAACUAGAACGCCUAUUUCAUUCGAUUGACAGAUUUUCUAACCAAUAGAAUUGCUGUGUUUGGAGCACUGCCCUGACUUCCGCCAAUCGCCACACAGCUUCGCUACACUUUAGCAAGUCCGGUAGAGAAGGACGAGCGAGGUGUUGUGCACCACAGAAUCCCUGCGUUACCUGGGGCUCGUGUUUCGCUACCCCGUUCCUGCCACUGCUUCUCGUUCUCGGAUCAGCAAACCUAAAGCUCCUCUGUCAGAAGACCAUGGAUUCUGAAAUCGAAAAGCAGGAGGAGUCUUCCUUCAUCUCCGAAUCGAAUGGCAAGCGCCCUGCGGAAGAUGGAGAUGAACAGAAAUCCUUUAAACGUUCGAGAAAUUCAGACGAGAUUGUUGAGCUUCGUAUCCUCCUGCAGAGCAAGAAUGCAGGAGCAGUAAUUGGAAAAGCUGGCAAAAACAUCAAAGCUCUUCGCACAGACUACAGAGCAAGUGUGUCAGUCCCAGACAGCAGUGGGCCUGAGCGCAUCCUAAGCAUCAGCGCCGACAUUGAGACGGUUGGAGAAAUCCUCCUGAAGAUUAUUCCCACUUUGGAAGAGUACCAGCAGUACAAUGGAAUGGAUUUCGAUUGCGAACUUCGUCUGCUGAUCCACCAGAGUCUGGCUGGCUCCAUUAUUGGGGUGAAGGGAGCCAAAAUAAAGGAAUUGAGAGAGAACACAAAAACCAGUAUCAAGCUGUUCCAGGAAUGUUGUCCCCAGUCGACAGACCGCGUCGUGCUGGUUGGGGGCAAGACAAAGAGGGUUGUCCAGUGUAUCAAGACUAUGCUGGAGCUCAUUGCUGAUGCUCCUAUUAAGGGGAGAGCACAACCGUAUGACCCAAACUUCUACGACGAAACUUAUGAAUAUGGAGGUUUCACUGUGAUGUUUGAAGAGAGGGGCAGCAGUCGCCGACUGAUGGGCGGAUUCCCCCGAGGCAGCAGGCCAAGUGCUGGAGACCGUGGCUAUGAGCGAAUGUCAUCCAGUAGAGUCUCACGUGGGCCACCCCCUCCCUCCCGGCGAGAUUAUGAUGACAUCAGUCCGCGGCGUGGUCCUCCACCUCACCCCAGCAGAGUUGGGCGUGUGAGUGGCCGCGGUCGCAACGUGCCCGUAGGCCACCCACACAGAGGGGGAGACGAUCGUUACUAUGACUCGUACCGCAGCUCGGAAGAGAGGUCCAAUGAGAGAAGAGGCAGGCCGGAUCGCUACAGCGAUAGCAUGAGUGGUGGAGGCUAUGACAACAGUUCUUCCUGGGAUAGCUAUCCGUCAGGUGGCAGAGGAUCCUACGACUUGGGUGGCCCUGUCGUCACUACACAAGUAACAAUCCCCAAAGACCUGGCUGGCUCCAUCAUUGGUAAGGGAGGCCAGCGCAUCAAACAGAUCCGUCACGAGUCUGGAGCGUCCAUCAAGAUUGAUGAGCCACUGGAAGGUUCAGAGGAUCGGAUCAUCACCAUCACUGGCACCCAGGAUCAGAUUCAGAAUGCCCAGUUUCUUCUACAGAACAGUGUGAAGCAGUACUCUGGUCAUUUGGUGUAGGCCCAGGAUUGACUCGGAACGCCUCACGACCCCUUCGACCUUUGUGUCCCAGUCCACCCCCCCACCCCCCUUCAGACUAAUAUUCUGGAAUGUGGGAUUCUUUUAUUUUAUUUUUGUAUUUUUUAAUAAAAUGUCUGACAUUCCUGUGCAUCAAGAAAGUGAAGAUGUUCUGCAUUUUAAAAGUGUAUUCCUUUUGUUUGCUUGAUACACUUUCUUUUCCCACAACACGUAUUCAAAGAUAUGGUCUGCUGAUACACAAAAAUAAACAGUCUUUCUUGACAGUUUUGUAUUCUAAGCUUGUAUUUGUGCUUAAUUCAGUACGUUUGUGUUGGUUAAGACUUCUUUUCACCAUUACUUCAUAACAGGUGCAGACAUUUGUUUCAUCAUCGAUUCUUCACAUUUCACUUUGUUUUUGUUACCUGUCCGAUGGUUUGCGGGUUUGUAAUGGUAGACCACUCAGUUGUGUCAGAUACAGGGCAGUCUGGUUGAUAUAAGAAUAUUUAUAGUUGUCAUGAAUCAUUUGUUUAACUUUCUUUGAUGAUUAAAGCAAGAAACCUGUGAUGUGUUGCUUUUCUCUCAGAAAUGUCCUGCUCAGAAGUUUACUUGGUCAACAUGUCUCAUGAAUAAAGAUGGUGCCACCUUUACAACAUCUUUUUUUUUCC